Prosopis cineraria is the source of this 1142-nucleotide messenger RNA. RefSeq lists its product as uncharacterized. Gene Ontology annotation, molecular function: RNA binding. The record is from RefSeq and is a predicted model, not a curated record. The transcript is spliced from 8 exons. Gene Ontology annotation, cellular component: nucleolus; preribosome, large subunit precursor. Bases 131 to 820 code for a protein of 229 amino acids. NCBI's taxonomy places the organism in Eukaryota, Viridiplantae, Streptophyta, Magnoliopsida, Fabales, Fabaceae. Gene Ontology annotation, biological process: rRNA processing; ribosomal large subunit biogenesis; ribosomal large subunit assembly.
GGGAGCCGCCUGCAAAACCCUACGAAGCUGUCUGCCAUACAAUACAAAUAAACCAUCUUCUUAGCCUCUGAGACUGAAGUGCAGUGAAUAUCAGCCCUAGCUGAGAACCCAAAGGUCGCCGCUGCCAAAAAUGCCGAAGUCUAAACGCAAUAAAGCAGUCACACUCUCAAAGACAAAGAAAAAGGGGAGGGAACAUAAAGAAGCAAUAAUGAAUGCGAUAAAAGAGGCUGCUGAAAAAUACAGUUCAGUGUAUGUGUUUUCUUUUGAAAACAUGAGAAAUAAAAAAUUCAAGGAGUUCAGGGAGCAGCUGAAAUCUACCAGCAGGUUUUUCUUGGGAUCAAACAAAGUCAUGCAGGUUGCCCUUGGUCAUUCUGCUGCUGAUGAGAUUAGACCUGGUCUUCAUAAGGUUUCCAAGCUUCUACGAGGAGAUGCUGGAAUGUUUUUCACAAACUUGCCAAAAGAAGAAGUCGAAAGGUUAUUUAAUGAGUUUGAGGAAUAUGACUUUGCAAGAACGGGAAGCACUGCAACUGAAAAGGUGGAACUCAAAGAAGGUCCUUUGGAGCAGUUCACACAUGAGAUGGAGCCAUUUCUACGGAAGCAAGGCAUGCCUGUACGGUUAAAUAAAGGAGUGGUGGAACUUAUCUCAGAUUUUGUUGUUUGUGAGGAGGGGAAGCCAUUGUCACCUGAGGCAUCUCGCAUAUUGCGUUUACUGGGGAUUCAGAUGGCUACAUUUAAGCUCCAUCUGAUAUGCAGAUGGAGUCCUGACGAUUUUGAACUGUACAUACAAGGACCAGAUGAUUCAGAUGUUGAAACCAAUUAGAAUUUCAAGUUGGCGAAGAUUAUCUGCUGUUUGAUUAAAUGGCAACGUAACUUGUGUGGUCUUCUCUUCUGGUGUCCUGGGGUUUUGGCGUGAGCAUAUUUUUGUAACCUAUACAUGUAUUCCUAGGCCUAAUUUCUAGAAUUAGUCCAUCACUUCCUCAGCCCCAAGUUCUUUAAUCUUGAAUAUGUCAUCAAAGCUGAGUCAUGAGUAGCUAGAUAUGGCUUUAUUUUGCUUCAAUUUUGUUUGCUUCUGAAUCUUUGGAUCUUGUAUCGACUAUUGAGCUGUUUUUCUUCUAAUAUAAUCCCAGUUAUUCUGUAGUCAA